AUGCAGAAACAAAAGGGUGCAGGUGCCGAUGAUGGGCACGUCAAAAAAGAAGAUGUAAAAGAUUACAAUAAACAAGUGAGGUCCGAUAUAAACAAUCAAAAUGCCACCGCUGAGCAACCAAAACCCAAACCUCAAGAUUCCAACUCCAAACACAUUAGAGACAACACUACAUUUUCAUGGGAGCAAGUUGGUGGAUGGGAUUUAGACGAGCAUCUGGACAAAAAGAAAUUACUCAGAAAUGCAAAGAAUAUUGAAGGAUAUAUAGUUGACCAUUUCUAUGGUGACUGGUUCUGGAAUACUAGUUUGAUGUUGGGCACUUGUCUUUUCGCUUGGCUUGUUGCACGCUUAGGUGGUGGCAUACUCUCAUUGGGAUUGGUUUUGCUCUUUACCAAUUCAGUUUAUAGGGCAGAGUUUCGUCGUUUCAAUAGAAACAUUAGAGACGAUAUGGCAAGAGUCAAGGCAAACAACAGAUUGGUUAAUGAAUUGGAAACUAUGGAAUGGAUGAACUCAUUCUUGGACAAGUUCUGGGUCAUCUACAUGCCAGCAUUGUCGGAAAUAGUAAUGUUUCAAGCAAAUGAAGUAUUAAAGGAUCAAGCUCCAGGAUUUGGUAUUGAGAAAUUAUCCUUGGACGAGUUCACCCUUGGUUCAAAAGCUCCACGUGUCGAUUCCAUCAAAUCUUAUACUCAAAAGAGUCAUGAUAUUAUUGAGAUGGACUGGGCUUUUUCAUUUACACCAAACGAUACAGAUGAUAUGACCAAGAAUGAAAUCAAGAAAAAAAUCGAUCCAAAAGUUGCCUUGGGUGUUACUGUUGGUAAAGCAUUUAUUUCAAAAUCAUUACCAAUAUUGGUUGAAGAUAUGUCAUUCACAGGAAGAUUAAAAGUGAAAUUGAGAUUGUCACAAAAUUUCCCACAUGUCAAAAUGGUUUCUAUUCAAUUCUUGGAAGCACCAACUAUUGAUUAUGCAUUAAAGCCAGUGGGUGGUGACACGUUUGGUAUUGAUAUCAUGUCAUUUAUUCCCGGUUUGUCCAAGUUUGUUAAUGGUAUUAUCCAUGCAACAUUGAGACCAAUGUUGUAUGCACCAAACUCAUUGGAUAUAAAUGUUGAGGAAUUACUAGAAGGCCAAUCAAAUGACUCAAUUGGUGUAGUUGCCGUGACUAUCAAAUCUUGCAAAAACUUGAAAACGGGCCAAACAACAAAGCCAAAGAGUUUGAACCCAUAUGUGCAAAUCAAGGUUUCCAAUAACGGCAAGAUUGACGAAAGAACAAAGACAAAGAAAUUGAUUAAUGAUCCAAUCUAUUUGGAAACAAAAUACGUAUUGGUGAAUCAACUUGAAGGUAAUUUCCUUAAUUUCAACGUCUACAACUUGAUUGAAGAUAAGGCUGAUGACCAAUUGAUUGGUAAUUGCGAGUUCCCCUUGGGCGAAUUGCUUCAAGAAACAAACCUUCCAGGUAUUACAAAGAAUAUUAUGGAAGGUGGCAAAGUCGUUGGUAAACUUGACCUUGAUCUUAAAUGGUUCCCUACAAUGCAGCCAAUCGAAUUGGAAGAUGGUACAAAGGAAGUUGUUACUGAUUCCGAAGUUGGUAUAAUGAAACUUACAUUACACGAGGCCAAAGACCUCGACAUUUCCAAAUCCGUUAUUGGAUUACUCAACCCAUAUGCUGAGAUUUACGUCAAUAAUGAAUUGGUAAAGUCGUGUCGUAAAUUAAGACAAACCAAUGAGCCAUCAUGGGAACAAUCGUUUGAAAGUUUAAUUACUCAGCAAACAGAUACGGAAAUCCAGGUUUUGGUGAGAAAUACCGUUGAUAACAGUAUUGUUGCUAACCUCGAUGUCAAUCUUCAAGAUAUUGUUUUUGAAAGUGGUAGAGGACAGCAAUGGUUCUCUUGCCCAGUAAUCAGUCCAAACUCACCUGCUCCACAAAUCAGCAUUAGUGCAAGUUGGAAACCAUUGGCAGUUGACGAAGAGACAAGCUCCAAAUUGAUUAGACCAGCUCCAAUCGGUGGUAUUAAAUUACAUUUGAGAGGUGCAAAAGGUUUAAAGAAUCUUGAAUCUGUUGGAUAUGUUGAUCCAUACGUUAGAGUGAUUGUUAAUGGAAAAUUGCGUGCAAAAACAAUCACAUUUGCCGAAACUGUUAAUCCGCAAUGGAAUGCAGCAUAUUUCUUGCCUGUUGCCAAUCCCCACCUGCACUAUUUGUUGCAAAUAAUGGAUGCAGAACCAGAGGGUAAGGAUAGAUCUUUAGGAACAGCUGCAAUUAAUGUUUCUGACUUUUUGAGAAAGAAUGAUGAAGGCUACUGGUUGGGAUACGACGGAGCAGAUGAAAUCAUUGAGCAACCAGUCUUGUUUGAAUCAGAACAAGUUGGAUCCAUCUUUUAUUCCGUGUCAUUCUUUCCAACAAUUCCUGCUUACUCUUUAUCAGAAUUACACAAUGAACAAGAGUAUAAGGAACAACAACAAUUGAAAGAAGAGAGGGAAAAGCGUCAAAGAGAAAAAGAAGAGAAAUUAUACAAGGAAAACCCUGGGGAAUAUGAAUGGGUUGAAACUGAGGAAGAUACCAUGGCAGCACCGCCAAAGAUUAAAAUCAAAUUGGAAGAUGCUAUCAAAUAUAGAGCUGGUGACAUGGCUGUUCAUUUACUUAGUGGCCACUUUGACAGAAAUGAUGUUUACGUUCAAACUCUUUUUGACGAGAAUGCUCACCCUUCAGGUGUUUCCCCAAUUGUUGAAAACAAAAAGAUUGUAACCAGCUCUAUUGGAGAAACAUUUAUUCGUGACUUGCCAAAUUCCAAAUUAAUCUUUAGAAUUACUAAAAAAGCAGAAGUGGUUUCUGCAAAGGAUGUUAUUUUCGAAAAGACAUACGAAACAAUUGAGAUAUAUAAACAAUCAUUUAAAGAGCCAAUAUUACUCAACUUGGGUGGACGCAACUCCAUUGAAGUGCAAUUGGAGUAUUUCCCUUCAGUCGCCAAAUUGGCUCCUUUGGAUACUGUUUUGGAUGUGGGCAAGUGCAAAUUGGAACUUAUUGGUGCACACGAUUUGAAAUCUGUUGAUACAAAUGGUAAAUCAGAUCCAUUGUGUGUUGUUAAAUUGGAUGGUGUUGAGAUUUAUAGGACUGAUAAAAAGAGAAAGACUUUGGAUCCAUUAUGGAACGAGGCUGUUCAAUUCCCAAUGAUUUCUAGGUCUAGACAACUUUUGUUGGUUGAAGUAUACGACUGGGAUUUGACUCAUGACGAUGAAUUACUUGGUGUUGCAAACAUUGAUUUAUCAAAUAUACCUGCAUUAACAACUACUCCAUUUACUGUAAAUUUGGAUACUCAAGGUACUGUUGAUUUGAGAGCUACAUUCUUCCCUGAAUAUAUUCGUCCACCAUUGGAUCCAAAGGCCAUGAUUCCUGUUAACUUGAAGGACAUCUCUGAUGCUCCAAUGAAGGCAGUUGGUAGUGUUGCAGAACUCGCAUCGAGUGCAGUUGGUACGGGAUUGGGUGCUGCUUCUGAUGGUGUUACUAAAGGACUGUCAUUACUCAAAGGAUUUAGAAGAAAGAAUAAAAAGAGUGGUCAUGAAGGUGACUCUGAAGAGCAAGACGAAGAGCAUAACGAAGGAGGAAAUGAGGGAGGUGAAGAGCAGGAUAUUCCUGAAGAAGAAAAGGAGUUUAGAAAGACUCAAGAUGCCGAAAUCUCCAGUAUCGUUGCUGCUCCAAAUAUCCGUGAGAAUCCACUUCCACCACCUCAAAAGCCAGCAAUGAUGGGUCACAACAGGAACUCGAGUGUAACCACUGAUGUUUCGAGUUUUGCAGCUAGUAGUAUUGGUGGUGAAGGCGUUACGCCAGGCCGUCUUACAAUUGUAGAAGCUCAAGGUUUUUCUAGUAACGCUUUGGAAAUCAAGGCGGUAUUAAAGACCAGUACAAGAGACAAGACUUUGAUCAGAACCAGAGCUACAAAGAAACAUGAUGGUGUAUUUAAAUGGAACGAAAGUGUUCCUUUCAAAUCAGCAACCACGGGACAAAUCUUACUCUAUGUUAGAGAACACCACACUUUUGGCAAGAGUGUUGGUGUAGGAGAAGCUCUUAUCGAACUUGCUGACAACACCAAUGUCAAUGAGAACAUCACCAUACCAGCUGGUAGCGGAGCUGUUGUUGUCAACUUGAAGUAUUUUGUGUAA
Messenger RNA from Lodderomyces elongisporus, 4146 nucleotides. RefSeq lists its product as uncharacterized. The transcript has a single exon. Bases 1 to 4146 code for a protein of 1381 amino acids. Gene Ontology annotation, molecular function: lipid binding. NCBI's taxonomy places the organism in Eukaryota, Fungi, Ascomycota, Pichiomycetes, Serinales, Debaryomycetaceae. The record is from RefSeq and is a predicted model, not a curated record.